Huiozyma naganishii CBS 8797 is the source of this 1614-nucleotide messenger RNA. RefSeq names its product Vik1p (gene VIK1). Bases 1 to 1614 code for a protein of 537 amino acids. The record is from RefSeq and is a predicted model, not a curated record. NCBI's taxonomy places the organism in Eukaryota, Fungi, Ascomycota, Saccharomycetes, Saccharomycetales, Saccharomycetaceae. Gene Ontology annotation, molecular function: microtubule binding. The transcript has a single exon.
AUGGAGCUUGAAUACCAACUGAAUAGAAGGGUUGCCAUGUGUCGUAAAGUAACUGUGCAAUGUGAGCGCUUUGAAGAUGGAAUGAACCACUGUUCAGAACAGCUGACAUCUAUUGAGGAAGAAUUUAAAUCAACAGAAGAGAAGUUGAAAGUGGAUUUUGCGAACGAUAAAAGUCUCUUGGAAGAAAAGUUCGCAGAAAGCAUCAACGAAAUGUCUUCAAAUUACAAUCAUGAAUUAAUGGAGCUGGAGAAGAUAACAGCCAAAGAUGAGUUAGAAGUGGAAAUGAAUAGGUUGAGAAAGGAUCUGAUAGAUUUAUUGGAAGACUGUGACACACUGAAACUUUCAAAUGAGAAGGCAGUUGCCCAAAAGGGGAAAACUCUUGCUGAGGAGUUUGAACAACAUAAGCUGGAAAAAAAUUCUAGCUUGGAAUUAUUGAUUACAAAUUACAAACAGAGUAUGGAUGAAAAGAUCAGUUUGCUCAACGAUACAGCACAAUUGCGUCAACAAAAUUCUGAAAUGGAGAAAAGACUAAACGAUCUAGAGAAAGAAAUUGCCCAAAUUACCAGUGAGAUUGAUAAAGCAGUUAGUGAGAAGGAGGCAAUCGAGAAUGAGAAAUUGAAUAUUGAAAAAAAUAUUGAGGAGGAGACUGAUAAAAUGAACAAAUUGAUCUUAUUUACCAAAGAGAACGAGGGAAAGUACAAUGACUGGUAUAACACGGUUGAGUAUGAAUUAUCGAAAAGGAAAAAGCUGGAGAAUUCCAUAGAUGAACUAAAGGGUAAAGUACGCUGCUUUGGUUAUAUAAGCGGAGAAGUACAAGAUAAAUUGAGCAUAGACUACAUUGAAGGAACAAUUGUACACAAUACCACCCCCGAAGAAAACCGUUCCUUCCACUUUACUAGAAUUCUACCUUCCAAUGCAUUACCUCUGCCACAACUACUGUUUAGAGAGUACAAACCAUUCCAUGACUUAUGCCUUUCAGAGGCCCAAGACUUUAACUUAUUCACUGUGUCCAACGGUCCAUGGUCCGAACUACAAUUCCAUUUCAUGGAAUUCUUGAAGCAUGAAUAUUGUGACAAUUUCGAAAUAACCGUUCAAAACGUGUUUCUUUCUGACGAAAAAAUCUCGAAGGAUCUUUUGAUCCCGAGGGAUAGCUCGAGUAAAUCCUGCAUUACCGUGCAGAUCGAAUCUAACUUGCUAAUAUUGAAUACUAGAGAGCUAUCCCUAAAAGACUAUCUAUCCUUCAUGAACUCUGAAAAGAAUAAAACACCGUACAAUGUCAAGAAUGGGAUCAAUCUGUACAAACUCAAAUUUCAGUCGAGGGAGGACCCCUCAGCGAAGACCGUGAAUUUCCAUUUGGUGCAGUUCGAGGAUCUGACUCUAUUAAGUGUACUACAAGAGCACCUCAUUUCCCCAAGAUUUGUAUCCAAGACGAGCCAUAUAGGCCUGCUAAUCACCAAACUUCUUCAUCACUUGAAGUCUUGCUUUUUUUUCAAUCUCGACGAUUGCAUGGACGACGGCCACUUACUUCCGACAUUGAAUUUUGCCUCUGAUAUAGGCAAAAUCCCUAAUCCGAAAAAACCUGAGCCAACGUCAAAGACGUCAAGCAUGCGGUAG